AAAAAGAUAACACUCACUCAGCUCCGAAAUGAAAUAAAUUUAUUAAUUGUGUAUUUUUUCACAUCAGCCAGCGGUGAUAAAGACAACAAGCGCAAUUUUAUUGUAUAUCCAACUCAUUGGUAAUAAAUAUUUUGAUUUCAAAUUAUUUUGUCGUUCAUAAGAGUUCUAAGUGUUGAAUAACGCGAGCCGCGGCUAAUUUUUGUUUACUUUCAUUUUUGUUGAGCAGACAGUAGAAGUGAUCUAACUCUUCCGGACAUAAAGCAUUUCAGCGAUAAACGAUAAUGAAUUAUGACAAUAUAGUGCUCACCUCCAGCCAUAAUCAUACUUGCACAGAGUACUAACCUUAAUUUCCUCCGAAAUGGAAAAGUUGAACGUCAACAAGAAUCCCACACUCGAAGUUAUAUCCGAAAUAGAGCCUCACUCGUACAAUGCUGGACGAACGAGUUACAGCCGGCAAGCACAAAUGACUACUGCGAACGGUUAUAGAACUUCAACCAAUCCAUUGCCAUUGCAAGCACACGGUGGCCGCACCAAUCAAGGAUACACUGGUAGUUCACAAAGUAGCAUUAAUCGGGAUUCACAAAAUAGCAUUAAUCGGGAUGGCAGUUCGCCGAGCGUUGGAGGAGUUUACCGCGAACAAUAUUGGAUAUGCUCCGAGCCUUUGCGAUGUAGAAAUUGGACGAAACGAGAACGAAUUUUAUUUAUCGUUUUAUUUGCUCUGUCCACGAUUGUUUUGGGAUUAGUUGCUGCUAUUUCAUUGAUCACACGGAGUCAUGAAGACAAUCAACAGUCGCCGCCCGGUUGGUUUCCGUGGUUAUAGGGAUAGAUGGUAAUUUCUAUAAAAAUAUUUUUUAACGUUUGACUUGACUAAGUGUUGUGUUGUAUUAGAUUUUGAUAGAUCGUAGAGAUAGUUAGUCGUUAGCUUUGAUGUUAGUAAAUAAUGGAGAGAGUCGAUCAGUAAAAUAUGUUUUGUUCAUUUCUA
Molecule: messenger RNA, 982 nt
Organism: Bradysia coprophila
Lineage: Eukaryota; Metazoa; Arthropoda; Insecta; Diptera; Sciaridae
Source: RefSeq, a predicted model, not a curated record